AUUCGGCAACUCGGAUCCCCAAGGCCUUUUCUGGCCACAAAUGCAUCCAGCCGAGGUCUCCGGCUUGCCCCAGCCUCCCCCUGCCCUUUCCCAGCUGGGCCUGGGCUGCUCCCCUCUUCCCACCCGCCUCCAACUCGGCUUCCUCCCCGGGGGGCCGCCGGGCGCGGGUCCUGCCGAGGCGGCCAGGCUGGUGGGCGCCCGCAGGUUCGGGCCCCAGCGCCGGGGCGCGCGUGGAGCCGCCUGUUGACACAGCCGCAGGCAAUCUAGGCGGUCAAUGAUUAACCGGCCGCGCUGCCGGCACCAGGAAACCCGAGCCGCCCGCGAAAGCGGAGCCGGGCCCGACGGCGGCGGCGGGAGGCGCCGGACGCGGGAGGCGUGCAGCCCAGCUGGUCUCGCCAUGGACGCAGGAGCGGACGCGAAAGGGGGCGGCAGCCCCGAGGACGCCGGGAGCGCUGAGCGCCCCGAGCUCCCGCAGCUCCCUCGCCGCCCGCAGCUCCUGGAGGAGGACGGAGGGCCCAGCGAGGAAGCGGCCGCGGACGGAGGCAGCGCCCCGGCGCCGGAGGACACCCCCGGCGACCCCCCGGCUGAGGCCUCCGCGACGCCCCCCGCCCAGGCCCAGGCCCAGGCCGCGGGCGAAGCCCGGCAGGCGCCCAAGGCGGCGGCCGGCGGGGUCCCCAACAUCGGCUUCGUGGGCGAGCCCCCGCCCUACGCGCCGCCCGACCCCAAGGCCGCGCACCUGCUCUACCCGCCGCCCUUCCCGCAGCCCGUGCUCUUCCCGCCCGCACCCUCCGCCUCCGCCCUGUAUCCCCCGCCCGCGCCGCUCUUCCCCGCGCCCACUGCGCAGCCGCUCUUCGCGCCCUUCCCGGUGUACAACAGCCCCGUGGCCGGUGUGCCAGCCCCGGCCACGGUGGAACACAGGCCCCUGCCCAAGGACUACAUGAUGGAAUCCGUGCUGGUGACCCUCUUCUGCUGCCUGCUCACCGGGCUCAUUGCCGUCGUCUACUCCCACGAGACUCGUGCGGCCCUGGGCAGGGGGGACCUGGCCCAGGCUGAGGAGGCCUCGCGCAAGGCCCGCUCGCUUGUGCUCUUCAGCCUGCUCUUUGGGGUCUUCGUGUCCACCAGCUGGGUCAUCUACGUGGUGGUGGCCCUCUACCUGCCCUGAGGGCCGGUGGCUCCUUCGGGGACGUCAGGACACCAGGGACUCCUGACCUGGCCAAACUCUUUCUGCGGACUUGGAUCCCUGCUGGUGGCCAUCUGUCACCUAGAGGGGACCUGGGCAGGCUCAGAAGAUGGGCUUUGCAGCCCUCAGCACACUCACGGCUGGGCCUCUGCCCCUACAGGUGGCCUCAGGCAGUGUCCUAGCCCGAGGUGGCCCCAGGGCCCAGGCCCAGCUGUGCUACAGGGGCCUGAGGUCUUUCUGGAACUAUGCUGGCAGUGGCCCCAUGCCCCUGGCCUUCACUUGACCCCUGAGAGACCAGCAGAGGGGCCAGUGCCCGCACUGUCCUCAGAGCCAUCUGGAAGGACAUUGCCACCUCCGGCCUCCCCAUCGCCCAGCCCAGCCCUGGGAUCGCAGGGCAGAGCUGCUGGGCUUUCUUUCUCCCUGUUGGGGAGUUGAGAGGAGCAGCCUCCUCUCUCCUGGGUCGCUCCUGGCCAGUCGUACUGCAUCCCAGCCCCGUCCGGGGGGCCAGGCUCUCUCCUGAUGACCCCGUGUCCAGAAAGCAAGACCAUGACGUCCGGUCAGUAAACAAACAGCAACACCCUGGGCAGAGCGUCUCAUUGCUGCCUCGGGGCUGUUGCUCGCCCUGGGUCACUUUAGGGUGAGUGGGACGCAUCUGUCCACAGCUGGGCCCUGGGGCUCCCACGCCGGCCCCUCUGAGACACUGGGGUUUGCCCAGUCUGUGCAGCGCGGUGUCUGACUUGUGCACGUGGCGGUGGCGCCACUGGGUACCGAUGGUGGGAAUUUCUGUAGGGUCUUUCGCGGGCCAAAGGUGAUGAGAAAGCAAGGAAAUCCAUCUGCAUCUCGAGAGGGGGAAGGGGGGCCCCCUGGCUGAGCCGUAAAAGAUUGACAGCUCAAGUUAAAUCAGGUGCUUUCUGAGCACUAACCAGGACUGGGAGCUGAAGCAGGACGACAACCCAUCUCGGCCCUCGAAAUGCUCCAGGGGCUGGAGAGAUGGGGAUGCAGAAGUAGGUGGUGAGGAGUGAUGAUGCUUGGAGCCUGAGAGGUGGCCUCACGGUCUAGGACAUGGGGUGGCCCAGAAUUAGGAUAUCAAACCCUAAAAUGCACGAUUGCCGCGGAAAAGGAGGAAGCUGUAUUUUAGGGGUCCGUAGGUGCCAAGAAGCACUUGGUAGGCCCCAACUGCCAUAGCUCUUCCUGUUACUAAGCUCUUACCUAAAAUCAGAAUAGAAAGAAGUCAUCUAGACCAGUGUGCCUUGAACCUGAAAGUACAUUAUGAAACACCUGGGAAAUCUUAUUAAAAUGCAGAUCCUGAUUCAGUAAGUAGGACCUGAGAGCCUGCAUUUCUCAUGAGCUCCCAGGUGCCGCUGAAGCUGGUAGAUGAACCAACAGCUUAUCGUGUGUUAAGUGGGAAAUUACUAAAACCACAGUAACCAGGACCAAGCCAUGGGUGCCCCCUAGAGUCUCUGUUCAACAUUGUUUUGAGGUUCUAGCUAAUGUAAGAAACAGCAAAAUGAAAUUUGUAGUGUGAAAACUAGAAGAGACAAAAUGAUAACUCUAGCUAGAAUAUCCAAGAGUCAAUGAAAAAAUCAAAAUAAGAGAACUCAGAGAAGUGACUGGAUACAAAGUAUACAAUAGUCAAUAGCAAUAUUCAGGUAAAAGUGGAAAAACUUUAAAAUUCCACUCACAAUAGUGAUAAAAACAGUAAAACCUAGGAAUAAACUUAACAGGAAAGAUCCAGAUCCAGAUGAAGAGAAUAAUUUUAUUUUAGUUUAGUUUUUUGGAAGGCAAGCGCAUGUAUCAUAAGGUACAAGGACUCCUGGACAGCUAGUGCUCAGAAAGGCCCAAACUCCUCUAAAAAGAGCAAAGAACAAAAUAUCUGGAUAGGAAGAUGUAGUAUCAUAAAAAUAUCCAGCCUUCUUAAAUAAACAGAUUUAAUGAACUUCCAACAAGAAAGCCAAGCUUUUAAAACUGAAAAAGAUGUUUUUAAAAAUUAAUAUGGAAGGAAAAUGUGCAAAAACUGCUAAUAAUUUUUCAAAGUUUAAUGAGGGAGGACUUUCUUCACCAGAUUUUCUUUUCUUUUUUUUCCCCUUUGUGGUCCACGGGCCUCUCACUGCUGUGGCCCCUCCCGUUGUGGAGCACAGGCUCCGGACACACAGGCUCAGCGGCCAUGGCCCACGGGCCCAGCCGCUCCGCCGCAUGUGGGAUCCUCCCGGACCGGGGCAUGAACCCGCGUCCCCUGCAUCGGCAGGUGGACUCUCAACCACUGCGCCACCAGGGAAGCCCUCUUCACCAGAUUUUGAAACUUACGAUAAAGCUACAAUAAACAAGGCGCAGUAUGGCUUUGCCACAGAGAUGGAUCAGUGAAAAACAAAGUCCAGCAAACAUUCCAAGUAUAUAUGGGACAUUAAUAUCUGACCAAAAUGGCAUUUUAAUUGAGUGAGUCAGGGAGGGCCGACAGUAAGCAGAGUUGGCGCUCUGGUUGGAAAAAUAAUUCUUCUUCCCCUAUUGUAUGUAAAAAUAAAUUCCAGAUGGAUUUAAAGAGCUAGGUAGUGUGAAAUAAAGCUCUAACAAUCGUAGAUGAAAGCUUAGGAGAAUAUUUGUAUAACUUCAGGGUGUUAGGCAGGAUGGAAGGGGAGACCUCCUAACAUCUGGAAUUCCAGAUACGAGGAAGAGAUGGAGUUGAGGGCCGUGGAUAAGGGAAGUACAGACUUAAACCAGGAGAUGAUUUUUACUUAUCAGAUUGGGAAAAAAUUAGAAAGGUUGAUUCUAGAGGUGGCAAAGUCCUGACCCUCUCAUUUAUUACUGGUAGAUGUGUAUUGCUACCAUCUUUGUGGAAAGUGGGCUAAUGGUAGCUUCUAGUAAUAUGUGUACCAUAUAUUAAUAUGCAUGUAAGUGCAACGAACAGAGUCUAGAAGCAUAUAUUGCAAACUGCUGAGAGUGGCCGCCUUUGGGGAGGGACUGGGACUAGGAGGGUUUGUGCCGAAUUUUAAAAUAUGGGUGUAUUCAUGUGUAAUUAAA
Molecule: messenger RNA, 4195 nt
Organism: Mesoplodon densirostris (Blainville's beaked whale)
Lineage: Eukaryota; Metazoa; Chordata; Mammalia; Artiodactyla; Ziphiidae
Gene: PRRT1B
Product: proline rich transmembrane protein 1B
Exons: 4
Coding region: 275-1162 (295 amino acids)
Cellular component (GO): membrane
Source: RefSeq, a predicted model, not a curated record